Gavia stellata (red-throated loon) is the source of this 4451-nucleotide messenger RNA. It is a transcript of the gene TDRD7, whose product is annotated as tudor domain containing 7. The coding region runs from base 877 to 4215 and encodes 1112 amino acids. The record is from RefSeq and is a predicted model, not a curated record. NCBI's taxonomy places the organism in Eukaryota, Metazoa, Chordata, Aves, Gaviiformes, Gaviidae. The transcript is spliced from 18 exons. Gene Ontology annotation, biological process: lens morphogenesis in camera-type eye; lens fiber cell differentiation; spermatogenesis.
GGCACCUGAGGUGGGCCGUCGUGAGCUUGGGUGCCAGAAGGUAGAGACAGUGUUUGUGCAUAGACGGAAACGUGUGGCCCGGUGUCUGCAAUGUGCUGAGGCCUGGGAUUUCUCUUCCUUUUGGACUCAGUGUGUUGCCCAGGGUGAUUUCCCCUAAAAAAGGGAAAUGGUGAGGGGAGAGGGGCUGCUUCUGCAGAGAGCAGCACAGACUAACUUUACAUGGCGUCCCGCAUAGCGGUACUGCGGUUGCAGGCAGCUGCCCGGUGCCGCCGCCAUUUGGAGAGAGCGCCGCGCAGUUAUGCGGGUGGCAGUUGCUCGCCUUCAUGAGCUUGGAGGUGAGGACUCUCCUGUUGUGUCUUGAGCUCGAGAGGCUUGAGGGGAGCGAGGUCGCCUUCUCCCGAGCCACUGACCCUGCUCGUGUUGCGCAUUAGUUGCUGGGGGGUGAAGGUGAGGUGUUCCAAGCACACGAGCGUGGACUUGGACUCGACCCAGCGUGCAGCACACGCUUUGAGAGCAGGGUGGUCCUGGGUUGUGCGAGAGCUUCGUCCGGCUUCGUCCCAUGAUCGUGGCAGGGAGGUUUCUCUGGCGAGACUGCCCCUGCGGCGAGUGAGCCUCUGCGAGAAGAACGCCUGCCCAGGAGCGCAGAGCCUGCGCGGCAGCACUUGUGCCUGGAGCUCCCCGGUGUUUCAUGAGAGUAGCUGUCUGGCCCUGGAGAAGCCCUGAGUAUGUGCACGCACGCCUGUGAGGUGACGGGGGUGGCAGGUCUUUAGGUCGCUCUGGCACCCGCUUUGAAACUGCCUCCUGCGCUGCCCAGCCUUCCGGGGCUGGAGCACUUGCUGGCAAGAUGGGGCAGUCGCCUGGCGAUGGGACAGGGCAAUGUUGGUGCCGGCUCUGUGGCGCUUCUGCUGCGUGCAGCCCCCGGCUUGCAGGGAGCGGGUGUCGCUUCUGUUGGGUUUUCUCUCUGAAGAGGCGUCUGUGGAGUCAAGGCGUCGUGCGCCUGUGGAGCUUCAGGGUGAAUACAAAUCCCUGACCGGCGAGUGGAUUCCCUUCAGGCACCUAGGACAUGGCACACUGCAAGGCUACUUGGAGAGCAUCCCGGGAGUGGUCAGAAUGGAAGGGAACAAAAUGGGAGAGGUCAUUUGCCAUGCUGUUGCUUGCAGCGAGACUGUGCCAAUUGCUCAACUAGUGGCCCGUCAGAGGAGUUCCAAGAGGAAGAUGGGACGGCAAGUGAACUGCCAGAUGAGGCUGAAGAACACGUCUCCCGUCACGUUAGCAGGAAAGCCCAAAGGAACUUUGCGACAGCCCAGGUCUUUGAGCAUGCCAGAAGAAGGCAGCAAGAGGCCUGUUCCUCGCCCUCCGCGAGGCAGAGGAGUGGCGUGUGGAGUGGUGAAACCCACUAUGGAGAGUGCCCGGUCUGCCUUGCCUCCAGCUGCUGGGAGUGGACCGUCUAAAGAAAUGCCCAUGCAGAGGCACGUCACUGUGGUAAACAGGUCUGAAAAGAAACUAACUGUCCCACCACGGUUUCAAAAGGAGUUGCAAGUUCACCUGUCCAGAAGCUCUUCCGUGGAUUCAAAUGAUAACUUGAAUACAUCCAUUGUGGAGACACAUUCUGUUGCUUCUGGCCCUUCUGCUGCUCAUGUCAAUGAAGUUCAAAGUCGCAUUAAGGAGAUUCUGAGCAAGUGCAGCAGUGGUGUCUGGGUGUCAAAGAUGCCACAGAUCUACCGGGAAAUAUACUGGGAGGAGCUUAGCACAGCAGUGCUCCGUCAGCUUGAGAACUGGCCUCAUGUGUGCACAGUGGAGAAGGUACACAGGGGUGAUCAGAUGGAUGGGCUUCUUUAUCCUGCUAAGAAGAUACCACCGAUAGCAAAAAGUGAUACAGAGCAAGAAAAGGCAUCGCAGAAUGUUACUUCUUCAAAAGUAGACCCUUUGUUAAAACCAAAUAUGGAGACCACACCUGCAUCACUUAGUAGUGACUUCAAGCAGAAAGUUGUUAACAUCUUGCUGAAGUAUUCCAGUGGUCUUUGGGCUAAUGCGCUUCCCAAAUUGUACCAAGACACUUACCAAGUAAAAUUUCCAGAAGAUAUUCUAAAUAAUCUAGAGUUGCUCUCAGAUGUAUGUAUAGUGGACUAUGUAUCUGAAGUCCCCAGAAAGGCCAUCCUCUAUGCUAAACCCCAAAGACGCAUUGAUGAAAAUCUGAAUGUCACUGAGAAAGUCCAGAGGCAUGAUGGUGUGAAGGCCACAGCUGAACAACAGUAUGAAGAAUCCAAGAACCAGUAUCCAGAGAACAUAACUGUUCCUCCUCUAAUCAUUCCAUCAGAAGGAUCUGUGUCCGUCAUGGUGUUAGAACUGAAAAACACUAAUGAGGUCCUAAUUAGGUAUGUGGGCAAAGAUUAUUCUUCCGCCCAGGAACAAAUGGAAGAUGACAUGAAAGCAUACUAUAGUCACAAUAGUACAGUGUCACUAGCUCAGUCUCUGAGCAUUGGGCAACUUGUUGCAGUACACGCUGAAGAAGACGCCUGGUUGCGGGCGCGGAUAAUUUCUCUAGAAGACAACAGAAUAAAGGUAUGCUAUGUUGAUCAUGGCUUCAGCGAGUUUGUUGAAAGCAACAGUGUGUACAAACUACAGAAACAGUUCCAUUCACUUCCAUUUCAAGCUGCAAAAUGUAAACUGGCAGGACUGGAAGUCUUCUGUGAUGAUCCUGUUCUGGUAAAGACUGUGGAAUCACAGACAUGCUCCAAGAUAUUUGCUGUGGAAAUACUGGAAAAGAGUGAUAUUCCCCUUCUUGUUCUCUAUGACACUUCUGGAGAAGAUGAUGUCAACAUCAAUGCUACUUGUCUGAAGGCAUUGUAUGACAAGUCCCUUGAACUGCACCUACAGGUAGAUGCACUAUAUACAAAUGUCAGAGUAACCAGUGUUUUCUCUGAUGGAAGCCUGUAUUGCCAAGUGCCAUCUAAAGGCUUGUCUAGACUUUCUGAAAUCUUGCAGAAACUAGAAGACUACUUCCAUUACAAGCAGACAUCUGAGUUUAAUGUAUCGCUACCUUUCUGUGGCAAAAUCUGCUUGUUCCCUUCCAAAGGAAAAUGGGGACGUGUAGAGAUAAGAAUUAUUCACACUAGACGGGCACUUGAUGUGCAGUUCAUGGAUACUGGGACAGUUGCAACUGUAAAAGUAUCAGAGCUUAGAGAAAUCCCCCCCCAAUUCCUGAGAGAAGUAAUUGCAAUACCUCCUCAGGCUAUAAAAUGCUACCUAGCAGAUCUGCCUCCUAACACUGGCAUGUGGACUCCAGAUGCUGUACUGUGGCUGAGAGACACUGUAAUGAAUUGUCCUGAAUUUAGCAUGAAGGUGGUUAAACAGGACGGUUCAAAGGGAAUUGCACACGUUUACUUGUUUGCUCCAGAGAAUUUCCCAGACAUGGAUCAUAGCAUCAAUCGACAGAUCAAAAAUGCAGACUUGUGGAAGCAUCAGAAAGAUGUUUUCUUGAGUGUUACACCCAGUGGGACUAGCCCCACGAAAGUGACAAGUGAUGCUGUUUCAGCUCUACGGUUAACCAGUGGAAGGCUAGAGAAGAGUUUCUCUGAUUCAUCAAGAGAACCCAGCAGUGCAGUAUCUACCAUUGAUACGCCUCCACCUCUACCCUUGUCAAAGACUGGUGAGCUCAUGGAUGUCUAUGUCUCGUUGGCCUGCCAUCCAGGUCACUUCAUUGUCCAGCCUUGGAAAGAGCUACAUAAUCUGGAAGCCCUGAUGGAAGAAAUGAUCUUGUACUACAGCAGAGCAGAAGAGAAACCUGUGAACAUUGAAAAAAACAAGCUAUAUGCAGCUAAAAUUGAAAAUCAGUGGUACAGGGUCAUAAUAAAAGGAAUUCUUAGAAAUGGGUUUUUGUCGGUGUAUGAGCUGGACUAUGGUAAACAUGAGUUUGUCAGCAUAGAGAAAGUACAGCCACUCAUGGAUACGUUUAGAAAACUGCCUUUCCAAGCUAUAACAGCUCAGCUUGCAGGAGUGAAAAGCCAGCAGUGGUCAGAAGAGGCAUCAAUAGUGUUUCGGAAUCUUGUAGAGAAGAAACCCUUGGUGGCACAGAUACAGGCAGUUAUUGAAAGUGCUAACUCUUGGGAUCGAAAAAUAGUGACUUUUCUCGUGGACACAUCUCUUCCAGACACUGAUAUAUGGAUUCAUGAUUUUGUGUCUCAAAGUCUUGUGGAAUUUUCAAAGGAUGAUUAAUCACCACUUCUGAAAUGUAGCAGCUCAGAUUCUUUAGCAAUAAAAUAAGUAACAGGCUUUGAAGAGAAAUAUAACUAUUACAUGGCCUUGAAGACAUGAAGGUGAUAAAAUUGAAAAAUCUGUUCUGUGAAAAGGGUUUGUUUAACAAGUUUGGGUUCUGUUGACUUCAGUUGACUUUCUGAAAAUUUGCACUUUGUUUAUCAUUGUAAUGCUAGAAUGUUUGGGUGAAAAUAUUA